Messenger RNA from Hemicordylus capensis (graceful crag lizard), 3295 nucleotides. RefSeq names its product interleukin 17C (gene IL17C). The transcript is spliced from 3 exons. Gene Ontology annotation, biological process: inflammatory response. The coding region runs from base 237 to 980 and encodes 247 amino acids. The record is from RefSeq and is a predicted model, not a curated record. Gene Ontology annotation, molecular function: cytokine activity. NCBI's taxonomy places the organism in Eukaryota, Metazoa, Chordata, Lepidosauria, Squamata, Cordylidae. Gene Ontology annotation, cellular component: extracellular region.
UAGGGACAGGAUGGGAAGCAUAGAUCUGUAUGGUCACCAGCCACCCAUUCAGUUAGCAACCCUAGGAAGAGCACUAUUUCACAAAUGCAGGCAGGGGAUUGCAGAGGAAGAAACAAGUUAUUAAAAGCACCCGUUUGUGCUUGGUGAGGGAGGAGGAAGUGAGUAGACUCAGCUAUUUCCCCAAAGGGGAGGAGGAAAGUUGGAGUUUCCAGGUGUGUAACAUCUCUGCUAUAUAAAUGGAGACAGGUGCAAAGCUACCUUCAGAGCACCUGUCUUUGCUACUGGUUGAAAUCCUUCCCCCAAGGGUCGCUGUGAUCAGCCCACAACUCCAGGGCAAGAGGCAGACUCUGGAUAAGCCUGCCAGCAUCUUCUACGCCAGCACCUGCUCUCUGCCUCCUUCCUCCGUGGAUUCAGCCGAGAUGUGGUCCUCCGUCUUUGCCCUCCUCGCCCUCUUUGCCUGGACAGAUGCCAGGCACCGCCGCCACCACCAGCAGCAGAACUGCUUCAGCCCACAGGACCUGCAAGGCGGCGGAGUGCCCACGAAAUUCCUGAGCAAGACCGCGCGGUGGGAGCGCCACACCCCAGUGCAGCUGGUGCCUUAUGUGAAGGGUGAGCAGGCUGGCAGGCAGAGGCACCGUCGGCACAAUGAGGACAGAUGCCCCAACCUGCAGAACUCUGACACUCUGCGCGGCGACAUUAACGAACGCGCCAUCUCGCCAUGGACCUACAGGCUCGAUGAGGAUGAGAACCGUUAUCCGGCCCAGCUGGCUUUUGCGGAGUGUCUCUGCAAAGGAUGCAUCGACGUCAAGACCGGAAGAGAGACGAAGUCGCUCAACUCGGUGUCCGUGUUCCAGGACAUGAUGGUCUUGCAGCGCACGCCCUGUCACCACAGCGCUGGUGACGACGGCUUCACCUUCGAGGUGAAGCACAUCAAGGUGCCCGUGGCCUGCGCCUGUGUCCUGCCCCCGUCCAGCCGCUAAGCAGGGCGCCGUCUCUGCCAGCAAAGCUCCUAUGGAGCAGUCUUGCUGGCAGUGUGUCCAAACCCCAAGCCUGUGAACGCAGCCUCGUGCACACCCCCCGGUAUUGUGUUUGUUCUAAAGCACUUGUCCGUUUCAACAGUAGACCCCUAGGAAAGACAAAGCAGACACCGCCCAGUUGAUAUUGCCCCCCCCCCACACACACACACCCAGCACCCCAGGCCAUCGGCAGAAGGGCCUGGUUUCUGGACACCAAUGUGGCCAAGAGCAGAUCUGCUUCCUUGAAAACACCACCAUGGUGAAUGCUCUUCUCCAGAAAACCUCCUUCCGGGGGGGGGGGAAAUGGAGGCUGGAAAUCGAAACCAUGGUCAAAAGGAUGUUUGCUUUGCAAAUCUGAGUGGUUCAACUAUCAUGGCUUCUCCGCAGAUGACAAAGGGCCUCUUCACAGACUCUGCAAAACAAGGAGACCUUGCGAGGAAGCCAUGACAGCUGAAGCGGGUUUACCUACGUAGCCGCAGAGACAUCCCAAGGGAUUGUGCCUUAGGAGAAGGGCGCAAUUGGGCCUCCUUGGCCCUAAGUCAGCCGGGGGCACCUCCCUCCCCUUAACUCUGCCCGCCUCAUUUGGUGGCCUUUUAAGAGCCACAUUUCCAGAGGGUGCUAAAACGAACACAACUCAAGUUGGGAACUUUCCGUUCCACCGGGUUGACCUGAGCCACAAUGGGGCAGACUGAUGUGUUCUUCCCAGAAACCUGUUUUUAACCUAUUUAUUUUAUUUAUAUUAUAUUUAUACCCAUCCAUGAGAUUUUAAAGUGCUUUAAAUUAUUAUUCCUCUUCCAGCAGUGCAGUUCUCGGGACCAUGCUCUGCCAGGACUCCGCCUGUCUGCCACCCCCACCCCCACCUCUCUAUCAUGGGAUGCCACCUCAGGAGCUCCAGCUGCCCAAGGCUGUGGUGAGAAUCCCACAGCUUGGUUGCGCACCAGCGUGCAGCUGAUGCCCAGCCAACCUUGUGGCACAGUGCAAUUGUCCAGCUCAGGGGCACGUUGGCGUGCAGCCAAUACCGAACUGACCUGCCAAUUGUACCUCGGCAGACCGUCUCCUGGCAGAAGCCGGUAACUUAGCAGGCAGCAGACCUGCCGUUCAGUCCUGUCUGAAACUCUCUGCUGCCAACAUGCUGAGCACUGCACUAAGGGGCCUGGUGCCAGCAUGAAGGCAGACCUGGUGCUCUUGUGCCAGGAGAGGACGACUCCUCUUCCCCCCCCCGCUCCUCCUCCAGAGCAAGGGUGCCGCUGUGAAAGGGUGCCUGCCCUGCCCCACCCAGCUCACUCAUGCAGCCGCCUUCCAGGUUUGUGAGGAGCCUCCUUCUCCCCUCCUGGGAGGGGUUGGGGUCGGGAAGAUGCUGAAGGCUGCUCUGCUUCCUUGCCAGGAACAUCAGAGCGGCAACCAUCAUCAGGACUAGACCCUUGGGUGUUGCUGGCAACGUUGCUUGUUUUUAAUUAUUUAUUCGUAUUUAUCGCUCAAGUUCUAGACCGCCUUUCACAAACCUCAUCCCAAGGCAGUUUACAAAAACUAAGCUACAAUGAAAAUGGCAUUAAAACGUUCAAAUUGGCUAAGACAAUAAGAACCACAAGAACACCAAAAGGCAGUAGCCAUAAAAAGACCAGCAGGAGAGCUGAGAAAUCUGGCUUCCCACACCUUGUUGGAUGUGUUGACCUAUACAAUUGUAUUGUCUGUGCUUGGGCUGGGGGGUAAGCAAAGUAUUGUAUCAACAGAAGCCAAAUUUUACAAGUGUAAUGUUUAAAAUUAUUUAACUUUUGCUUAGCCAAGGGGUGGAGAAAGGAGUUGUGCCCCAGAGAAGCAACUCUUAAGUCCAGCUCUCUGUCUUCAGAGAACUUGGCAGUGUUGCCUAUCCACUUCCACCUUGGUCUCUGUAUCCAUGAGGACUAGAGCCUUGCUUCCAACUUUACAUGGAGGUAAAGAUUCUCUGGCUGGUAUGCUCCAUGCAUGCUGGAUACCAGAUUUCACGGGUUAGUAGAACAGAAGUGUGGACAUGCAGCCAGCCUGUCUGUAGCUUUCACUGCUGUUUGCUGCCUCCCGCAAUGGUUUAACUCUCUAUUUAUUUAUUUGAUGUUCCCCUGAAUUUUUAAAUUAUGUAUGUUGUGCCUAAACUCCUAAGGAUGGUGUUUAAAUUAUUAUUUAUGUAAAAGUAUUUAUUCAACAAAAUGCUUGUUGGGGAUGUCUCCUAGAUUGGAUUUACAUGCAUUUUUAACUGAUGUGAAAUUCUUUCGUAAACCAAUAAAAGCGUUGUUUGUCUAUGGAAA